This is a messenger RNA of Carassius auratus (goldfish), 1316 nucleotides long. RefSeq names its product NAD(P)(+)--arginine ADP-ribosyltransferase 2-like. NCBI's taxonomy places the organism in Eukaryota, Metazoa, Chordata, Actinopteri, Cypriniformes, Cyprinidae. Gene Ontology annotation, molecular function: NAD+ poly-ADP-ribosyltransferase activity; NAD+-protein-arginine ADP-ribosyltransferase activity. Bases 139 to 939 code for a protein of 266 amino acids. The transcript is spliced from 3 exons. The record is from RefSeq and is a predicted model, not a curated record.
CUGACUGUGACUUUUCUGAUCUUCUAAUCUCAUUGUUGCUCCUGAACUCCAAAAAAAAUACUGAAAACAGAAUCUGACAGAAAGAGACAACAGUAUUCUCAGGUUGUAUCCAGCAUCUGCUCUUUUGACUGAAUCAAGAUGCUGCUGAUCAUUGAAGCUCUUCUUCUCAUUUUAGCUGCUCUAGGACAGGAUCAUAGAGAAACUGCUGCCGCAAGAGAGAUUUAUACAUUGGAUAUGGCACGGAAUUCUGUUGAUGACCAAUAUUUCGGCUGCACAGCGAAAAUGGCAUACUUGGUGAAAACAAAAUUUCUGCAGAUGGAAAUCAAUAAAUGUACAGAAUUUAAAAACACUUGGCUUGAUGGUGAAUAUAAAGCCAAGAAUCCAGAGGAUAAUUUGAAACUGUUUCAUUCAGUUGCCAUUUUUGUGUACACUAGCAAUAAUUCUGUUGUAUAUCGAAAUUUCAACAACGCUGUCCGUAGUGAGAAACAAAAGUACAAAGCUGGUACAUUCUCAUGGUAUUCACUUUACUUUUUGUUAACAGAUGCAACAAAGAUUCUGAAGAAAACACAACCUAAAUGCUAUUUAACAUAUCGUGGUACAAGAGUUGAACUUGCUAAGAAUGUUGUGAACAAACAGAUUCGUUUCGGCUCAUUUACAUCUUCCUCUUUUGAUAAAGCAGUAGCAAGUGGUUUCAGACCUAGAUCUUGUUUUGAAAUUAUAACUUGUAAAGGUGUUUCUGUGAUAAAAUACUCUAAAUAUCCUGAACAGAAAGAGGUAUUGAUUCCUCCGAAUGAGAAGUUUAAAGUCACUGCUGUCAAGACGAAAGGGCAGAAAGGAGCCUGGUGUGACACUGUGUUCACUCUGAAAAGCACUGGAACAGUAAGUUACCUGAACUGUGGUGCUGGUGUAAAACUAGUUAAAGACAGGGCCAAACUUUAAAUCUUUGUUCAUCAUGUUUCUUCAAACAGAAAAUAUUUUAUAAUAUAGGAUUAUGCGAUUAAUUAUGGAAAAAAAGAAAAGAAAAACCUUCUCAAGCUUUUAAAGAAAUCAGCAAUGAUGCUUUGAACUGUGAUACAAGUCAGCAAUCUUCUAGUGUUUCUGCUUUGUCUUGUUUUGAUCAAGUUUAACAUGUAAAUUUAACAUGUAACUCUGUAAGCUGUGUAUGGGGAAUCUGAGUAGACAAAAAACUGUAUUCUAUUUACAUGAAGUAAUUAUAUAAAAACAUUCCCUAAAACACACUCUAUUCUCUAUGUAAUUCUUGUAAUAAAAUCAUAAAACUUUAUUUUCAUAAGGAUCCUAAACAAUGAAAUAAGUUG